AAGAUCAUCACGUCACGCCUCGUGUUCCGCUUUCUGGGCCGCCACACCAGACCCGAAGGGAAGUCCAACGCUAUAAAACUGAGCGACGCUUUCUCAAGGGCCAAAAGAGUAAACAGGAUUACAGAAGCGUGUGGGAAGGUUGGGAACACGAAGAAUGCUGAAAUGUCUCUCCUCCAGAUCGUUGACGUCGUUGUCUUCAGCGUCUGCUCCAGCCCCUAAUCCGCCUGCUCCCCUCGGAGGUAAAUCAAUAUCCUUCGUUCUUCGCCGGGCCUCUCAGAUUUGGGGGCAUUUGACGGAGCACACUCCCGUUGCCAGCACGCAGUCGUCGCCAGCCCCAAAUGUAUCUCUCGAAUUCGAUCGCGCCGUACUCAGCAAUUCUGUCAGAGAGAUCCAAUCGAUAAUUGAGAUAGAAGUACUUGACCCCUCUGGAAACGAUCCUCCGCGAGACCAACCUCAACUCGUCGACGGAGACUUCCAAAGGAGAUUCCUCGAAAAACUGCUUCAACCUGACCGAGAUUGCGUCCAAAAAGCUCUCGUACAACUCAAAUCCGAUUCUCUGACUCACCUCAUCUCUACCUACUUCGACCGCAGUGAGGCCGCCGUUGAACUCUGCUUUCUACUUCUCCGAUGUCUCCGUUGUGCGCGUAUCAUGUAUGCUCCUCUUCGUGACCUUCUGCACGUUCUUCCCUUCGAUUCCGGUCAUCUUACUCAAUCCCAGUGUGACCGUGCCUCCGACAUCUUCUUCAGAUUUGAUACUCAAGACAAUCCGUUUUCUUCCAGUGAUUCCCUUAACUUAAGCCGCAUGCGCAGCUCCUUUUCUGAACUUGACCAACAGCUUCGUUGCUGUCUUAAAGAGUCUCGUUCCAAGUUACGCCUUCUCCGUGGUGCCACUGCUGGUUCUGCUCUUUGCUUCAUUGCUACCGCCGUGGGAGUGGUUGCAACUGCCGUUGUCGUCGCGACUCAUGCGCUCGUCGCCAUUGCUGCUGUUGCUGCUCCCGUUUGCCCUGCAUUCUCUCAUUUGAUGAACCCCCAAAAGAAGGAACUCGCUCGAUUGGCGCAGCUUGAAGCAGCUUCGAGGGUUACUUUUGCUCUGAAACAACAUAUCGAUUCAACUGAUCGCCUUGUUGUUCUGCUGCACGGAGUAGUUGAAGCCGACAAGCAUUCUGUUCGUCUUGGUUUGGAGAUGGGUAAUGAUAGAUAUGCCAUCCAAGAGGUCGUCAAGUUGCUCCGCAAGAGGUACGAGAGCUUGCGCCAGCUGAUGGAGGAACUUGAGACAACUAUAUACAUCAGCGUAAACUUUGUUAACAGGACCAGAUCAAAUCUUCUCCGCCAGAUAUGCAUUCAUCAAAACGCCUAGUUCCUAACCUACGGAUCAAUUUUUUGUUGAAUGCCUUCCAACUCAUCAUGUUCACGACGCCACCGCCUAUUUGAACAUAUUUGCUAACCGGGAACGAAAAUAUGGAAUGGGCUCUCUACCAUUUUACGAGUGCCCGAUAACAUUCCCUUGUACUCAUAGUAAACAUUAGUGGUGUUGGGUUUUCUAUUAGUGAGAGAACCCUCACGUUAUUCUCGUUCAUUUUUCGGGAGUUCAGCUUGUUAAUUAGUGUCAAUAGCGUAGUUUUCAAAAAACUCCAUAUUCUGGUUUGUUUCUAGAUAUAAGAUCUCAUUCUCUUUCCUCUA
This is a messenger RNA of Prosopis cineraria, 1680 nucleotides long. RefSeq names its product UPF0496 protein At3g19330-like. The transcript is spliced from 2 exons. The record is from RefSeq and is a predicted model, not a curated record. Bases 155 to 1357 code for a protein of 400 amino acids. Lineage: Eukaryota; Viridiplantae; Streptophyta; Magnoliopsida; Fabales; Fabaceae.